Elephantulus edwardii (Cape elephant shrew) is the source of this 3366-nucleotide messenger RNA. It is a transcript of the gene TRPA1, whose product is annotated as transient receptor potential cation channel, subfamily A, member 1. Gene Ontology annotation, biological process: transmembrane transport; monoatomic ion transport. Gene Ontology annotation, molecular function: protein binding; monoatomic ion channel activity. Lineage: Eukaryota; Metazoa; Chordata; Mammalia; Macroscelidea; Macroscelididae. The transcript is spliced from 27 exons. The record is from RefSeq and is a predicted model, not a curated record. The coding region runs from base 1 to 3366 and encodes 1121 amino acids. Gene Ontology annotation, cellular component: membrane.
AUGAAGCGCAGCCUGAUGAAGAUGCUGCGCCUGGGAGAGAAGAAGGAGCCCCAGGGCGUGGUCUACGAGGGCGUGGAGGGCGACAUGGACGACAGCAAGGACUCCUUUAAGGUGGUUUUUGAAAAAAAUUCAUGUCGAUUACAAAACUUCGUCAAGAGAAAAUGCAGAUCAAGGCAAUAUGAUGACAUGAAUGCCUCUACUUUGCAUCAUGCUGCAGCAGACGGACAAGUGGAGCUGAUGGAGAUGAUCGUCAAUGACUCCUGCUGUGACGUGGUGAAUGUGAUGGACAAUUAUGGAAAUACACCUCUGCACUGGGCUGCAGAAAAAAACCAAGUUGAAAGUGUUAAGUUUCUUCUCAACAGAAAGGCAAACCCCAAUCUCAGGAACAACAGCAUGAUGGCUCCUCUCCACCUGGCUGUGCAGUUUGGGAACAUUGAGGUGGUGAAGGUCCUGGUGGAACAUAGAAGCACUAAUAUUAAUUUGGAAGGGGAAAAUGGAAACACUGCUGUGGUGAUCGCAUGCUCCAAAGAUAACAGUGAAGCUCUGCAAAUUUUGUUUAGUAAAGGAGCUAAGAUGUGUAUAGCAAAUAAGUGUGGAUGUUUUCCUAUCCAUCUGGCUGCAUUUUCAGGGGCCAAAAGAUGUAUGGAACUAAUACUACAAGUCGGUGAAGAAAAUGGCUAUAGCAGACAGUGUCAUAUUAACUUUGUUAAUAACGGGAAGCACAGCCCUCUCCACAUGGCCGUUCAAAGUGGGGAUUUGGAAAUGAUCAGAAUAUGCCUGGACAACGGGGCACAGAUAGAUCUAAUGGAGAAUGGGAAGUGCACCGCUCUUCACUUUGCUGCCACCCAGGGAGCCACGGAGAUUGUUAAAUUGAUGUUAUCCUCCUACUCUGGUGACAGUGAUAUUAUUAAUGCAGUGGAUGGAAAUCAGGAGACAUUGCUUCACAGAGCUUCGUUAUUUGAUCACCAUGAACUUGCAGAAUAUCUGAUUUCAAUGGGAGCAGAUAUUAAUAGCAUAGAUUAUGAAGGACGUUCUCCACUUCUAUUAGCAACUGCUUCUGCAUCUUGGAACAUUGUGAAUUUACUGCUAUCUAAAGGUGCCCAAGUAGAUAUAAAAGAUCAUUAUGGACGUAAUUUUUUGCACUUGACUGUACAACAACGUUAUGGAUUAAAAAAUUUGCGACCUGAGUUUAUGCAGAUGCAGCAUAUUAAGGAGCUGGUCAUGGAUGAGGACAACUAUGGUUGUACUCCUCUACACUAUGCAUGUAAACAGGGGGUUCCAGUCUCUGUAAAUAACCUACUCCACUUUAAUGUGCCCAUUCAUGUCAAAAGCAAAGACAAGAAAUCACCACUGCAUUUUGCUGCCAGUUAUGGACGUAUCAACACCUGCCAGAGGCUCCUACAAGACAUAAAGGAUAUGAGGCUUUUGAAUGAAGGGGAUCUUCACGGUAUGACUCCUCUCCACUUGGCAGCAAAAAAUGGACAUGAUAAAGUUGUCCACCUACUCCUGAAGAAAGGGGCAUUAUUUCUAAGUGACCACUAUGGCUGGACUGCUUUGCAUCACGCUUCAAUGGGUGGUUACACUCAGACUAUGAAGGUCAUUCUUGAUACCAACAUGAAGUGCACAGAUAAACUAGAUGAAGAAGGGAACACUGCGCUCCACUUCGCUGCACGGGAAGGCCAUGCCAAAGCCGUGGCCCUUCUUCUUAGCCACGGUGCCGAGAUCCUCCUGAACAACCAGGAUGCUUCGUUUUUGCAUGUUGCAAUCCAUAAUAAAAGAAAGGAUGUGGUUCUUACCACCAUCAGAAGCAAAAGAUGGGAUGAGUGUCUUAAGGCAUUUAGUCACCAUUCUCGCAGUAAUGGGUGUCCUGUCGUAGAAAUGGUGGAAUACUUGCCUGAAUGUAUGAAAGUACUUCUAGAUUUGUGCAUGAUGCACUCUACUGAAGACAAGUCAUGUAAAGACUACUCUAUUGAGUAUAAUUUCAAGUAUCUUCAGUGUCCACUAGAAUUCACAAAAAAGACUGAUCCUGCACUUGGAGUUAAAUAUGAGCCUCUUACAACACUCAAUGCAAUGGUACGACAUAAUCGCAUAGAGCUUCUCAACCAUCCUGUUUGUAAAGAAUAUUUAUGUAUGAAAUGGCUGGCUUAUGGGUUUAGAGCCCAUUUACUGAACCUAGGAUCUUACUGUCUUGGACUUAUACCUAUGACCUUGCUUGUUAUCAAUAUAAAGCCAGGAAUGGGAUUCAACACAACAGGAAUCAUUAACGAAACUAGUAAUCAUUCAGAAAUAUUAGACACAACGAAUUCAUAUCCUAUAAAAGUCUGUAUGAUAUUGGUUUUUUUAUCAAGUAUCCUUGGAUAUUGCAAAGAAUUGGUCCAAAUUGUUCAACAGAAACGAAAAUACUUUUGGAAUCAUGACAACGGAGUUGAAUGGGUAAUCUACACCACAAGCAUCAUCUUUGUACUGCCUUUGUUCGUCGGUAUUCCAGCUCAUGUGCAGUGGCAGUGUGGGGCAAUUGCUAUAUUCUUCUACUGGAUGAACUUCUUAUUGUAUCUUCAGAGAUUUGAAAAUUGUGGCAUUUUUAUUGUUAUGUUGGAAGUGAUUAUGAAAACACUGCUGAGGUCCACAGUAGUGUUUGUUUUCCUUCUUCUGGCCUUUGGACUCAGCUUUUAUGUCCUCCUGAGUUUACAGGAUGCCUUCAGCAAUCCACUGCUUUCUAUCAUCCAAACCUUUAGCAUGAUGCUUGGAGAUAUCAAUUAUCGUGACUCUUUUCUGGAACCAUUUUUGAAGAAUGAAUUGGAAUAUCCAACUCUGUCCUUCAUACAACUUAUUACCUUCACCAUGUUUGUUCCAAUUGUCCUCAUGAAUUUACUUAUUGGCUUGGCAGUAGGUGACAUUGCUGAGGUCCAGAAACAUGCGUCAUUGAAGAGAAUUGCUAUGCAGGUGAAACUUCACACCAGCUUGGAGAAGAAGCUGCCCCUCUACUUCCUUCGCAAAGUGGAUCAGCAGAGUGUCAUCGUGUACCCAAACAGACCCAGAUACCAAGGCGGCUUAAUAUGUAUAUUUAAUUAUAUCUUCUCCAUUCAAGAAGCAAAACAAGAAGCACCAAAUAUUGAUACAUCUUUAGAAACAGAAAUACUGAAGCAGAAAUAUCGGCUAAAGGAUCUCAAUUCUCUUCUGGAAAAACAGCAUGAGCUUAUUAAACUCAUUAUUCAGAAAAUGGAAAUUAUCUCAGAGACUGAGGAUGAAGAUAACCACAGUUCUUUUCAAGACAUGUUUAAAAAAGAGCAGUUAGAGCAAAGGAAUAGCAAAUGGAAUUGUGUAUUGAAAGCAGUAAAGGAAAGGGCACAAAGUUCUCAGCCGUAG